Molecule: messenger RNA, 1234 nt
Organism: Arabidopsis thaliana (thale cress)
Lineage: Eukaryota; Viridiplantae; Streptophyta; Magnoliopsida; Brassicales; Brassicaceae
Gene: RLP44
Product: receptor like protein 44
Exons: 1
Coding region: 232-1056 (274 amino acids)
Biological process (GO): signal transduction
Cellular component (GO): plasma membrane
Source: RefSeq, marked reviewed
UGUUGGUAAUACACAUUUAUACAAUAAUUAAAGUUGAAAAACAGCAAUCAAUUCAAUUUAAUCCCCUAAUUAAUAUUCUCACCUCUAUCCUACGCAGACCUCACUUCUGCUAAAACGCGCCUCUAUCAACUACAAAUUUCUUCUGUAACCGUUUUUUUUUUCUUUGACACUCACAUGAAAGUUCCACUUUCUUCUUCUUCAACCUUUUUGAAACCUCUCUAAAAUUUAAAAAUGACAAGGAGUCACCGGUUACUCCUUCUCCUUCUACUAAUCUUCCAAACGGCACAACGUUUAACCACCGCCGAUCCAAACGACGAAGCGUGUUUGAAAAACCUCCGGCAAAACUUAGAAGAUCCGGCGAGUAAUCUCCGUAACUGGACAAACUCCGUCUUCUCAAAUCCAUGCUCCGGCUUCACCUCAUACCUCCCCGGAGCUACCUGUAACAACGGAAGAAUCUACAAACUCUCACUCACAAACCUCUCUCUCCGCGGCUCAAUCUCACCGUUUCUAUCAAACUGUACAAAUCUCCAAUCCCUAGAUCUAUCAUCAAACCAGAUCUCCGGCGUAAUCCCACCGGAGAUUCAGUAUCUCGUUAACCUCGCCGUACUAAACCUCUCAUCGAAUCAUCUCUCCGGCGAAAUCACUCCGCAGCUCGCUCUUUGCGCUUACUUAAACGUAAUCGAUCUCCACGAUAACGAAUUAUCCGGUCAGAUUCCGCAGCAAUUAGGUCUAUUAGCGAGGCUCUCGGCGUUUGAUGUGUCGAAUAACAAACUUUCCGGUCAGAUUCCGACGUAUUUGUCGAAUAGGACUGGGAAUUUCCCGAGGUUUAACGCGAGUUCGUUUAUAGGGAAUAAAGGAUUGUAUGGUUAUCCGUUGCAGGAGAUGAUGAUGAAGAGUAAAGGUUUGUCUGUGAUGGCCAUUGUUGGGAUUGGACUUGGGAGUGGAAUCGCGAGCUUGAUGAUUAGUUUUACUGGUGUUUGUUUAUGGUUGAGGAUUACUGAGAAGAAGAUUGUUGAAGAAGAAGGUAAGAUUAGUCAAUCUAUGCCUGAUUACUAAACGUAAGAUUAAUUUUUUCUUAAUUAAGGAUUUUGAUUGUUAAUUACGGCUUUGAAGAAGAUUCUUGAUACUGUAUGUGGUUCUAUUCUUUUAUAUUUAUGUUUCAGUUCUGUUUUAAGGUAUGAGAAUAUUCUGUAAAUUAGUAAAUAUGGAAGAAAUUUAGUUAUACUGAGAAAUA